Molecule: messenger RNA, 809 nt
Organism: Pseudogymnoascus destructans
Lineage: Eukaryota; Fungi; Ascomycota; Leotiomycetes; Thelebolales; Thelebolaceae
Exons: 5
Coding region: 168-737 (189 amino acids)
Source: RefSeq, a predicted model, not a curated record
AUUACACAUCUCGUGCAUCGGGCCGCAAAGCUUACACGUCACGCCUGCCAACACCAUCAUAGGGUUUCACACCCGUUACUAAGCAAUUACCCCUCUACUCCAAACUCGUAUCCCCUCUACAUCUAGUCCUCUAACUAACUCUAUUUAUCAAAUCUCACAACAUAGCUAUGUUCGGCUUAAACCCCUCUUUUCCCCCUCGGUCCCUCGUACCUCUCGUUGAAGAGGUCGCCGAGCUCCUCCGAGGACGCAAUGAAACUGUUUCUGUGGCCGAGACGGCUGCCGGAGGGAUAAUCUCGGCUGCAUUGUUGAGCACACCGGGUGCAAGCAGAUUUUACAAGGGCGGGUUGACGUUGUAUACCCUCCCUUCACGGGUGCAGUUUGCCGGAUGGACAGAAGAGGACACCAAAUCCUACAUCGGCCCAACCCUCGGCGUCGUCUCCAAAAUGGCAGAGAACGUCCGUCCGAAACUCGACAGCACAUACACCAUAUGCGAGUCCGGCACCGCCGGUCCCACUGGGGGAACAACUAAGAACCGAACCCCAGGCUACGUAGCCCUCGCCGUCUCAACCCCCGAAGGCACAUUCACGCGGGAAGUAGACACAGGGUCGGCGGACCGGGCAGAGAAUAUGGUUAAUUUUGCGGUUGAGGCGCUGAAGUUGCUGAUUGAUGUUAUUAAAGGGGAGUGGGAUGUGAAGUCUUCGGGGAGGGAGGGGCAGGCUGUGAAUUGGAAUUUGUAGGAAAGAUCGUAGCUUGAUAUAGUACGUUAAAUAAAGGGGCUUCAUAUAAAGGGGGUGAGAGAGGAUACAGGG